AUGGCUCGUUCUACUCCGCUGUCCGCGAGCCCGUGCGUUCGCUGGUUGGCCCUGGCGGCUACGAUGUUGGUCAUAUUUGGGGAAAUUCCCUCUGUUCUUGGCCAGCUGCGUUUUGCAGCACUUGGAAACUACGGAUAUGACACCACUGGGCAGAAAGAAGUCGCGGAAACCCUCAAGAAGGCCGCAACUGAAAACCGCAUCAGUUUCCUAGUCAGCCCGGGCAGCAACUUUCCUAAUGGGGUGUCCGGCGCGAGCGACUCCAAGUGGGAGGAAUUAUUUGAAAACGUCUACUCUGACGAGAGCGGUUCUUUGAAAAUGCCAUUCUUGACAGUGCUUGGCGCUGAUGACUGGGCCGGCAACUACACGGCCAUGCAUGACCGAACAGACCUUGUCUAUGGAGAUAGCUCCGAAGCUGAAGUUCUCUCCAACACCCCCAAAUGGACUCUGCCUAACUGGUGGUAUCAUUACGCUGUCCACUUCGCUGCCAACACUGGAAGCACCUUUAUCAGCUCCGGCCAUAAAGACAUGAGCGUAGGUAUGGUGUUCGUUGACACCUGGGUGCUUUCCUCUGCCUUCCCCUUCGGCAACGUGACGGAGAAGGCGUGGAAAGACCUCGAAAGAACACUUGAAAUCGCUCCAAAGGUAUUCGAUUAUAUCAUUGUCGUUGGCAACAGACCCAUAUACAGCAGCGGAUCCUCCAAGGGCGAUUCCACGCUGCAAUACUACCUGCAGCCCCUCCUGAAGAAAGCUGACGUUGACGCGUACAUUUCUGGAUACGAUCGGGACAUGGAAGUCAUUGAGGAGGAUGACAUUUCCUACAUCAACUGCGGUACGGGCUCUCUCUCCGGCAGCUCGGCCCUCGUAACAUCUUCAGGCUCUAAAUUCUUCAGCGGCAACAGAGGUUUCUGUCUCUUUGAGAUGACAGCUGAGGGGCUUGUAACGAAGUUCAUCAACGGAGCAAACGGAGAAACACUUUAUGAGCACAAACAGCCGCUCAAGAGCAGGCCUGAGAGAUCCACCAUCGACCAGUUCAACUACCUCAGCGAAAUGCCCGAAGUGGAGUACUUCCCGGUCCCUGAGAUGGGAAAGCUUCCUGGUAAAGACGUCUUUGUUCGUGUAGUCGGGACCAUUGGUCUCUGCAUUUUGACUUUCUUGGCCACUCUGGGUGUCGCUACGGGAGUUUCUCGAGCGAUGAAGUAA
Molecule: messenger RNA, 1200 nt
Organism: Eimeria mitis
Lineage: Eukaryota; Apicomplexa; Conoidasida; Eucoccidiorida; Eimeriidae
Product: acid phosphatase, putative
Exons: 4
Coding region: 1-1200 (399 amino acids)
Molecular function (GO): ferrous iron binding; acid phosphatase activity; ferric iron binding
Source: RefSeq, a predicted model, not a curated record